Messenger RNA from Solea solea (common sole), 3420 nucleotides. RefSeq names its product protein serine kinase H1 (gene pskh1). The record is from RefSeq and is a predicted model, not a curated record. Gene Ontology annotation, molecular function: ATP binding; protein kinase activity. The coding region runs from base 1130 to 2428 and encodes 432 amino acids. The transcript has 4 exons. NCBI's taxonomy places the organism in Eukaryota, Metazoa, Chordata, Actinopteri, Pleuronectiformes, Soleidae. Gene Ontology annotation, biological process: protein phosphorylation.
UUUUUGGGAAGGUGGUCCUGAGUGAGGAGAGGAGAAAAAAAGAAAAAAAAAAGAAAAACAGCGUCCACAAGAAGCGAAAGAAACGACGAGGACAGUUUCCAUGUUUUUUUCCGUCUCUUCUCGUUUUUAAAACACCUUAAAGGCAGAAACGCGGAGCUGCGGGAGACGUUUAGAGCAAGUUUAGGUGACGGACGGAGCGCUACAUGUGACAUGUUGGUCUUUCGGGGGGAGAAAGUUGUGAAAGUUGCGGGGUGAAAAUGGAGAGCUCAGCUGAGUGAGAGUGGGGUGAGGAGGCUGUCUUUGGCAGAGCUGCGAGUCCUGCCCUUCUGCUGCUGCUGCUGCUGUUAGCACCAUACUUAGCACCACUCUUAGCACGUCCCGCUAUCUGCGGAGAAGUUUCUGAAGAGGCUCCCGCUGCUGUUACUCAGCCUGUGAUCCUCCAGGGGAGCUGCUUUAUCUGUGGCAAGACCACUGCUGACACUGCAACUUCUACCAUUGGAUCAAAGCAUAGCUGAUGGUCUUCGUUUCUGUGGAAGUUUUGCAUGAAUCCAGAGAAUGGUGUUACAUUUCUCCUUAAAGCAACCAUACUUUAGAGGCUCUGGAUGAACGCCACCUCCCCUGAUCAAGGUUUUUUUUCUGUGUGUGUACAGUGAGCAUCUACUCUUACUGCUCAUGCACUUUUCUCCACAACUGUUGACGAUUCAUGGCAUCUGACAUGGCGCCCUGCUAGCUUCUUCAGGGGGAUUGAGCUGCCGCCUGGAUGCUGACGGUGCCGCUUGGCCGAGUGUGUACAAGAGCCAUCAGCGCAGGUCUGUAAAGGAACAUAACAGCUGAUGAUUAAGUCCUUGCUGGAAGAGUCGAGGCGGCCGCUGCACUUGCCAAAAUGCUUUCUUGAACUCUGACUUUUUAAAGUGGACUUGAGUGGAUGUAUCAGUGAACUCUUGACUGCUGAUGCCAGCUCGUUGGCUCUGGAGUGGGUGUAAUCUGCUUUAUUCAUGAACCGUCUGUCUCCGCGCGGGUACGGCCUGGAUGUUGGAUGCCCUGAGGUUGUUAAAUCGGCUGUUGCGGUGAUGAGGCAGGGCUCCUGGUGGCCUGUGUGGCUCGCUGGGCAGUGGCCCAAGGUGAUGUGAUGGGUUGCAGGAACAGUAAGGUCCUCCCUGAGCCUCCAGGGGAUGUUCAGCUGGACCUCGUCAAAAAGGUUGAUCCUCCCCCGCCCCCUCAGACAGAUAUCUUUAAGCACUUCAUACGAGGGGAUGGCGCCGGAAGCAAGAUGGGCAGGGCCGGUGACAAGGCCGACUCAACCUCCCCAUAUCAGGCCCUGGCACAGGCCGCCACUCCCACCGUCUCCGCUCAGACGCCCAAGGACCCGUCCGAACUGUCGGACCCGCAGCGGAAGAAGGUGGCGAAAUAUCGAGCCAAGUUUGAUCCCCGGGUCACCGCCAAGUACGACAUCAAAGCUCUGAUAGGACGGGGGAGUUUCAGCCGCGUCGUCCGCGUGGAGCACAAGAGCACGCGGCAGCCGUACGCUAUCAAGAUGAUCGAGACCCGUUACCGCGAGGGGAGGGAGGUGUGCGAGUCGGAGCUGUGCGUCCUACGGCGCGUCCGUCACACCAACAUAAUCCAGCUGAUGGAGGUCUUUGAGACGGCGGAGCGCGUCUACAUGGUGAUGGAGCUGGCCACCGGGGGCGAACUCUUUGACCGCAUCAUCGCGCGUGGCUCCUUCACGGAGCGUGACGCCACCCGGGUGCUCCAGAUGGUGCUGGACGGCGUCAAGUAUCUCCACACUCUGGGGAUCACUCACCGCGACCUGAAGCCAGAGAACCUGCUCUACUACCACCCGGGCGCCGACUCCAAGAUCAUCAUCACCGACUUUGGUUUGGCGAGCAGCAGGAAGAAGGGUGACGAGUGUCUGAUGAAGACCACCUGCGGCACGCCGGAGUACAUCGCGCCCGAGAUCCUGGUGAGGAAGCCGUACACCAAUGCGGUGGACAUGUGGGCGCUGGGGGUGAUAUCGUAUAUCCUGCUGAGUGGAACCAUGCCCUUCGAGGACGACAACCGCAUGAGGCUUUACCGGCAGAUCCUCAAGGGGAAGUACAGCUUCUCUGGAGAGCCGUGGCCCAGCGUCUCCAACCUGGCCAAAGACUUUGUGGAGCGGAUUCUGACGGUGGACCCCAGCGAGCGGCUCACGGCCGGCCAGGCGCUCAAGCACCCGUGGAUCGUCAGCAUGGCGGCGUCGUCGUCCAUGAAGAACCUCCAGCGCUGCAUAUCGCAGAACCUCCUGAAGAGGGCGUCGUCACGCUGCCACAGCAUCAAGUCGGCGCAGUCGACGCGCUCCAGCCGCUCCACCAAGUCCAACAAGGCGCGGCGGGUGCGGGAGAAGGAGCUGCGCGAGCUGAACCGGCGAUAUCAGCAGCAGUACAACGGCUGACGCUGACGCCUGCCGCCCUUGACUCUGGAUUUCUCUAUCACCGUUUUGUGAUUAUUCUAAAAACUGAUCCCCGAUCUAUGAAGACAGUGAAAAUAAUGAGUUCUAUAUGACACGGUGUGAACACAGAAGGACACACCGGAACAAACGUACUGUACUGCAACGGUUACAUCAUCAUCUCUUCGUCCAUUCCUUCACCCUCUCUCUGGCUGGACGGCGCCUCCCGCUCCUCCCGUCCCCGUUUUUGUGCCUCUCACUUUCCUGUGUCUCUACAUAUUUAUUUAUUAUUAUUAGUCUCCAUUGGAAUGGUCACUGGAUAAUGACCUUCCGCGAGGAUCUGUUGAACAGAGUUCUGGGUACUGAACUUUCUAAAAAGAAAAAGAAAUCGGGUGGAGAUCAAACUCCCCCUUCACUCAUUCCUGAUUGAAAAUUGCUGUGAAUUUAUUGUUGUAGUACUUGUACAGACCUUGUCUCGCUUUAGAUGUGGGUGAUGGAAACACACUGCAAAAAAAAAGACCACACCCCUGAUAAUCCAAAAUGAAGGCAUGUUGUUUUUAUUAUUUUUAUUAUUAUUAUUAUUAUUAUUAUUAGUCACUUCUAAGCUUAUCUAAUCUUGCCAUUUUUUCCCUCUGAUGAUAUUCUGAAGCUGUCAAAAGAUUGUGAAGCUGUUUUAGUCUUAAGUGUAAAUCUGUCACAUCCCAGUUUAUUUUAAAGUCGUGGUGAGCCUGUUAAGUCAUUAAGUGUUCGGAAUGGUACGCGGCCAUUUGUGGGCGCUGUGUAAUCGCAGUGAGAACGACACAGUGAAGGCAAAAUCAUUCAUAGGUGAGAGAUAGGAACUUUGUGUCGUGACCACCAGUCCCUUUUGUAUGUUAAACUAAAGCCCACUUAAAGGUACAGUGUGUAAAAUUUGAGUUUCAGGUCUGAGAAAGGAUGUUACAAGUAACGUUAUAGGUGACUAUCCAAAUACAAACGUAAUCUCUAAGAGGCUGAGAAGG